AUGGGAUCGUCUUCUCGUCCGUUUACGAAGACAGAACCUACUGUGCGCCAGGGGCGUAGCCCGCUGCAGUUCCCAGUGGCGAAGGGGCCUCGUAUUCAUCUCCGGCAACAUGGUCGGAACACCCAGUUGGCGGCGAAAUAUGUUGCGCCUGACUCUCGUCCGGGUGGGUCUGGCCAGCCUAAGAAGGAGAAGAAAAGAGGAAGCAGACCUACCAUUGCGAAGCCGAUGCUGUUGGAUGUAUCACACGGAGACAGAUUGAAGGCGAGUCCGCAGCCUGCUUGGCGGGAAUCCCGGACGCUGGCUUCCCCGACUCUGAGUCAAGCCCAGGAACAUUCUCGUCGUCGAAGGCUCAUUCUCGAGCAGGAUUCCGAGGACGAAUUUGUUGUACAGCCGGUUCCCGUGAAGCCUCCAAAAUCCCUAUCUAAGUCAGGCUCUCGGGCUAAAAAAAUGGGAAAACAUAAAUCCAAGGCACAGGGGGAUGGGGCGCCGCGAGGUGUGGAUCGGGCGGCUCGGCAGCCUGUUGAAACCGCUCGGGGGGAUCGGAAUACUACUGCUGGUCCGCCUAGGCGUGGUCGCAGGCUGACCAAAAAGGUCCCCGCAACGGCAGAAGCGCAGAAGGAGCUGGGCAAUCCUUGUGAUGCUGAGAUGGGUGUUGCUCCGAUGGAAGAGGGUACUUCGCUAGACCCUAAUGCCGAUGUCCCCAUCCCAGGGAAUAUGGAAUCGGAGGAGGACUUCUCUGACGCGGAUUACCACUCCUUUGAAAUCAAACGGCGUGAACUUGGUGUGCAUCCUGAGACAGAGGAGAGCCAAGCUGGCCAUGUCCAGAAGGUGGUUCAGGCCUUUGAGAGUGGGGUGGCUGUGCCUAUGUCCCCGACCAAAACCUGGGUGCGUCGCCCUCGGGCCAUGGAGAAGCCGCCGCAGCAGCAGGAGACAAGUGAGAAGGAGGAUGGUCAGCUGGGCCUCAAUGUCUAUGGUUCCAAUUUGAGUAGUAACACCAUUGGGGGUCUCAAGCGCUCUUUGGAUAAUAUUGGUGGGGUGAAUGCUGAUUCCCCAACGCCAAAGAAGCAGUUUGUAGAGGAAAUUGAUGAUAUGGAAAAGGUGGAGGAAGCCAGCCUUAAAUGGCCCCAGUCGAAUAAAUGA
This is a messenger RNA of Linum trigynum, 1140 nucleotides long. The record is from the annotation of a GenBank genome assembly. NCBI's taxonomy places the organism in Eukaryota, Viridiplantae, Streptophyta, Magnoliopsida, Malpighiales, Linaceae.